AUGUACCGCCUCGUGCUCUUCUGUGUCCAGUUUGGAGUUACAAUGUACGAUGGCAACAAGGGACAAUCCUUUGAAACCGAAGUCUUUGGCGGCAUUCCGAAUAGCGCAGGCGUGUGCAGCUUGAAAAUUUGCACAGUGAACCAAGAGCGCUACAGUGACGGCAUGACGUGGCUGCACGCAACUUUUCCCCAAAAUUUGGAAGAGGUUCUCGUUGUCGCGUGCAUUGUGCAGACGUUGCUCAUGAUCGCAGCGUUUGCAAAAUGA
Messenger RNA from Hyaloperonospora brassicae, 264 nucleotides. The record is from the annotation of a GenBank genome assembly. NCBI's taxonomy places the organism in Eukaryota, Oomycota, Peronosporomycetes, Peronosporales, Peronosporaceae.